Spea bombifrons (plains spadefoot toad) is the source of this 1146-nucleotide messenger RNA. RefSeq names its product biliverdin reductase B (gene BLVRB). NCBI's taxonomy places the organism in Eukaryota, Metazoa, Chordata, Amphibia, Anura, Pelobatidae. The record is from RefSeq and is a predicted model, not a curated record. Bases 69 to 686 code for a protein of 205 amino acids. The transcript has 5 exons.
GAGGAGUCGUGUUAACUGGCGUGAAAUAGACACUCGGGGCAGAAAGCGCUUCACUCCGCGCAGGCACCAUGUCCCCCAAAAACAUUGUUAUCUUCGGGGCCACUGGCAUGACCGGCCAGGCCACCCUGGCACAAGCUCUGGACGCAGGGUAUAACGUCACCGUCCUGGUCAGAGACCCGUCUCGUCUCCCUUCGGACCGGAAGCCGGCGAGAGUGGUUGUCGGGGACGUGCUGAACAAGCAGGACGUCGGGAAGGCGGUGGAGGGGCAGGACGCGGCGCUCAUCAUCCUCGGGACCCGCAAUGAUCUUGCGCCCACGACUAUGAUGUCAGAAGGAACGCGGAACAUCGUGGAGGCCAUGAAGGGCCAGGGGAUCCGCAAGGUGGUGGCCUGCAUGUCGUCCUUCCUGUUUUGGGACUUCUCGAAGAUUCCUCCCCCGAUGCGGUCGGUCACCGAGGACCACAUACGGAUGCAGCAGGUUCUAAAGGAGUCCGGCCUGGACUACGUGGCUGUACUUCCUCCCCACAUCGAUGCCGGCAAACCCUUCACUGGUGACUACACGGUGAGCGUGGAAAGCCGGGGAGGAAAAAUGAUCUCCGUCCACGACCUCGGCCACUUCUUCCUGCGCUGCCUUUCCACCGACGACUACGACGGGAAGAACGUGACCGUGUCUCGGGAUUACGCCUAGCGGGGGGUUUAAAUCCGCCAAAUUACCAAAAAAUUACAUUUAAAAAGUGGGCUUAAAAGUGGACCUUUCGCCCCAAAACAGCAAAAACUUCUAGCAUAGCUUCCAGAUAACCCGAUUUAGUCAGGACUGCCUAGAGAGCAAAUUCAGGAUCCCAUUAGCUGUCCUGAUUGGUUGCGGGGGCCCCUGGGAUGUGAGACGGGGGGCUGGGGGGGGCCCUGGGACACAUUAUUGCACCUGAUCUCUAUUAGUUGAUAUGUGGGGUUUAAUAACUGGUGCAGGACUCCGAAGAGUCCCAAUAGCAAAAAAACCCAUCAGCUGGGUGUAGCGGCUGCCCUCCUUCGUGUUUAGUGAAUAGGGUUGUUUGGGGGGGAUGGGUCCACUUUUGGUGUCCAUUAAAAGCUCCCGGGAUCGGAGACUUCAUUUCAUUUCCAAUAAAGUUAUUUGUAGGAUAAAAAAAAAA